AUGUCCGGUUCACAGCGCGCCGGCUCUUUCAACACAAUGCUGCUCGAAGCGGCGCGCGUGAGGCUGAUGACAGAGGGCGCGGCGGGGUGCGAGGUGGUCGACCUCGCUGCGCUAGAGCUCCCUAUCUACAGCCAGGACAUCGAGGCAACCGGGAUGCCGCCGGCUGCGGUUGCGCUCAAGGAAAAGCUCACGAAUGCGACCGGCUUCGUGAUCUGCUGCCCCGAGUACAACGGGCUGCCCACGCCACUGCUCCUGAACGCGCUCACGUGGGCGACGCGCGGGGAUGGAGACAUGUACGCGGGUUUCAAGGGCAAAAUCGCCUCGUUGCUCUCGACGUCCCCGGGGCCGAUGGGCGGCUUGAGGAUGCAGCGGAUCAUGAGCGCGAUGUUGCGCGAUAUGGGCACGGUUCUCAUCCCCGGUCACGUGGCACUGGGAGGCUCAACGAAAAUCUUCGACAAGACGGGGGCCCUUGUUGAUGACGACAUGACGUCGCGCAUGCAAAGGUUGAGGCGCUGUGCGGGCAGUUGA
This is a messenger RNA of Emiliania huxleyi CCMP1516, 528 nucleotides long. RefSeq lists its product as hypothetical. Bases 1 to 528 code for a protein of 175 amino acids. Gene Ontology annotation, cellular component: cytosol. Gene Ontology annotation, molecular function: FMN binding; oxidoreductase activity. The transcript has a single exon. The record is from RefSeq and is a predicted model, not a curated record. Lineage: Eukaryota; Haptophyta; Isochrysidales; Noelaerhabdaceae.